AAGAUGAACGCUAGUGACCAACUUAUGGGAGAUGGAGAGGCCGCUCCUCCGGGGCUCUGCUCCUUCAAAGGCUUUAACCUCAGCUGCAUCCAAGCCAACGGGUUUGAGAAACCGCACGGACCUAAUAUAACUUUCCUUAAUGAAGACCACUUUGUGCUUCCCACCUUCUCCACCGCUGCCAAGGUCCGGGUGGCCAUCACCUGCGUCCUCUUCAUUUCCUCUGCCUGUUUUAACAUGGCCACUCUGUGGACCAUCACCUAUAAGUACCGAAAAAAAUCGCACAUCCGCAUCCUCAUCAUCAACCUGGUGGCGGCCGAUCUGUUGAUCACCUUCGUGGUGAUGCCUCUAGAUGCGGUGUGGAACGUCACUGUCCAGUGGUAUGCCGGUGAUGUGGCCUGCCGGAUUCUCAUGUUCCUCAAGUUGGUGGCCAUGUACUCUUCAGCCUUUGUUACCGUGGUGAUCAGCCUUGACCGGCACGCCGCCAUCUUGAACCCGUUGGGCAUAGGAGAUGCAAAAAAGAAAAACAAGGCCAUGUUGUCAGUAGCCUGGACGCUAAGUCUACUCUUGGCUACUCCACAGCUGUUUGUGUUCCACGCGGUGAGCCGGUCACAGCCAGUCCACUUCGUCCAGUGUUGCACGGUGGGCAGCUUUCAGGCCCACUGGUUGGAGACCCUUUACAACAUGUUCACCUUCUGCUGCCUCUUCCUCCUCCCGCUCCUCAUCAUGGUCUUUUGCUACGGACGAAUCCUGGUGGAGAUCUCCCGCAAGAUGAAGAAGGCUGAAGGUGAGGGGGGGGGGGGAGAAGUCAACCUCCGGCGCUCCUACAACAACAUCCCACGGGCUCGGAUGAGGACUUUCAAGAUGUCGUUGGUCAUCGUCUUGACGUUCAUCGUGUGCUGGACGCCGUACUACCUCCUGGGAUCUGGUACUGGUUCUCCCCGGAGAUGCUGA
Messenger RNA from Staurois parvus, 951 nucleotides. The record is from the annotation of a GenBank genome assembly. NCBI's taxonomy places the organism in Eukaryota, Metazoa, Chordata, Amphibia, Anura, Ranidae.